CGCAAGCUCGCGGCCGUUAAGCACGACUCUGUGAAAUACACCGUCUUCGGUCUUCGUUACCGGCACGUCCGAGAAGCCUGCAUCUGCCGUGCAGUUCUUCGGGAUUAUGAGCUGCAGCGGUCUUAACCUUUAAUGACAGUUUUUCAUAUCCAGGUUAUAUAAGGAGUAUUAAAAAUGCAGACCAUAAAGUGUGUUGUGGUAGGCGAUGGAGCAGUCGGUAAAACGUGUCUUUUGAUUUCAUAUACGACGAACAAGUUUCCUUCUGAAUAUGUGCCUACUGUUUUUGACAACUAUGCAGUAACUGUGAUGAUAGGAGGAGAUCCAUAUACAUUAGGAUUAUUUGAUACAGCAGGUCAGGAAGAUUAUGAUAGAUUGCGUCCUUUAAGUUAUCCUCAGACCGAUGUGUUUCUCGUAUGCUUCUCAGUUGUGUCCCCGUCGUCAUUUGAAAAUGUAAAAGAAAAGUGGGUACCAGAAAUAACGCAUCACUGUCAGAGAACUCCAUUUUUACUUGUCGGAACUCAAAUCGAUUUAAGAGAUGAUGUUGCAACAACAGAGAAACUUGCAAAAAACAAACAGAAGCCAAUAUCUGGUGAGCAAGGAGAAAAACUUGCUAAGGAACUCAAGGCUGUAAAAUAUGUAGAAUGCAGUGCUCUGACGCAGAAAGGCUUGAAGAAUGUAUUCGACGAAGCUAUUUUAGCUGCAUUGGAACCGCCCGAACCAGUGAAGAAGAGGAAGUGUAUACUUCUGUAAGGUGACAAAAUAUUGCCAUCGAUGGAACUUAUGCCCGAUUUCAAAACGACACUGUAGUAUCAGGCGACGAUCUUGUGUGUAGUAUACUCUAUAUUAAAUAGAACUAAAUUUGCCUCUGUACGAGUUCGUAAUCGUAUUUGAAAAAGAUAAGCAAAUAGUGCACACGCAAGUCGACUGCAAAUACAUUCCACGAGGUAUUGAAGCGAUAUAAUAACUCUUCGAGUUUAUAUAACCGGAUAAAACUUUUCUAUCAAAUAAUAACGACUGUUUUUUCGAGAAGUUAUUGCACAAAGCUUUCAUUUUUCCAAUACGACUUUCAAGGAAGAGGCGCCGGGAGUUUUCAAAUAAAUCUCGAAACCUUGUUCUAAACUCGUUAACUUUACACUUAAUAGGAACGGAGAUAUG
Molecule: messenger RNA, 1155 nt
Organism: Cyphomyrmex costatus
Lineage: Eukaryota; Metazoa; Arthropoda; Insecta; Hymenoptera; Formicidae
Product: cdc42 homolog
Exons: 5
Coding region: 175-750 (191 amino acids)
Biological process (GO): small GTPase-mediated signal transduction
Molecular function (GO): GTPase activity; GTP binding
Source: RefSeq, a predicted model, not a curated record